Drosophila subobscura is the source of this 2228-nucleotide messenger RNA. RefSeq names its product translocating chain-associated membrane protein 1 (gene TRAM). The transcript has 2 exons. Bases 424 to 1536 code for a protein of 370 amino acids. Gene Ontology annotation, biological process: protein insertion into ER membrane; SRP-dependent cotranslational protein targeting to membrane, translocation. Lineage: Eukaryota; Metazoa; Arthropoda; Insecta; Diptera; Drosophilidae. Gene Ontology annotation, cellular component: endoplasmic reticulum membrane. The record is from RefSeq and is a predicted model, not a curated record.
GUGUGCUUCCAGCCCUGGAUUUGGUGAAACGUAGCAGCGUACACACACACCCACAUACAGCGGGCUGGCAGCAUCGACGUUGACGUUGCCGUUUGCUGUUUGCUGUUUGCCGUUGUUGCCGUUGCCGUCCGACAGUCAGUCAGUCACACAGGUGAGAAGCAAAAGUAAAAGGCAGCAGCGCGGCUGGAGCAGAGGAGCAAGCAGCGACAGCGACAGCGACUGCUACGUGUGUUGGUCAGUACCAGAAGUGAGCCUAGCCCGAGUCGAGUCGGAGCUGCAGCAGAAGCGGACACCCCAGCAGCAGCAGCAGCAGCAGUGGCCAGAGCGGAGAUAGCCCCCAACGCCUACGUCAGCAAAACGCGAGAAAACACGAGAAUCCUUGACAACCCCCCAAAACUCCCGAAUCCAAACUCCACCAGAAAGAUGGCCAUUAAACCUGGUCUGGGAAGAAAGCCCAGCAACAAGAACCCGCCAAUCCUGAGCCACGAGUUCGUGAUACAGAACCAUGCGGACAUCAUCUCCUGCGUGGCAAUGGUCUUCGUGGUGGGCCUGAUGAACGAAUCGACUGCCUCCUUCGCCAGCGCCUUCAUCUCGCUGCAUCACAACGUCAGCGGGGAGGACCCCAGCAGGGAGCAGCCUUAUGGCAAGGCCUACACCUAUGUGGCCGGCAUCAAGGACUACUGCUCGAUCUUCUUCUACACCCUGACCUGCAUCAUAAUGCAUGCGAUCAUCCAGGAGUUCGUUCUGGACAAGAUCAGCAAGAAGCUGCAUCUCUCCAAGUUCAAGCUGGCCCGCUUUAACGAAUCCGGCCAGCUGGUGGCCUUCUACCUGCUCUCGUUCGUGUGGGGCGCACAUGUCGUUCUGCGCGAAGGAUACCUGGGCCAGGUGGCCCAGUUGUGGGAGGGCUUCCCCAGCCAUCCAAUGAGCUUCCUGCACAAGUUCUACUUCAUUAUCCAGCUGGCGUACUACCUGCACAUGCUGCCGGAGCUAUACUUCCAGAAGAUCCGCACAAGGGAGGAGCAGCAGCCGAAGAUUGUACAUUCCAUCAGCGGCUUCAGCCUCAUCGUGAUCGCCUACACCCUGAGCUUCCAGCGGCUGGCCCUCGUCCUGCUCACGCUGCACUACUUCAGCGAGCUGCUCUCACAUGUCUUCCAGCUGAUCGGCGUUUUCGAUCGUGAGGAGCGCCUCGCCCGCCUGCGCGUGGUGAACAGCGCCUGCUUCUUCCUGGUGCGCUUCGCCACCUCGGUGAUUGGUGUGCUCACCCUCUACUACGGCAUCGGGGGCCUGCGCUCCCUGCUGGCCCUCGGCGGUCUGAUCGCCCUGCAGGGCUACCUCGUGUUCUCCUUCAUCACUGAACAGCUGCGUGCGAAGCGUGAGGCCAAGCGCGAGGCGAAGCGAGAGGCCAAGCUGCUGGCGGCACAGUCCUCCAAGAAGGCCGUCAAGUCACCCAAGGACAAGGUGAAGCGCAAGAAGGAGAGCGACCUGCCCGAGGCGGACCAGCCGACGCCCAGUCCCGUCAAGCAGAAGCUCAAGUGAGAGGGUGACCGGCGGCCAAGCCAUCGACGACUCUCAACGCCGAGCAACAAAAUCUUCCGCACACUUCCAAUCAAAUCCGAAAAUCAAUCUUAACCAAUCCAAUCCAAACCAGAGAAGUUAUAGAUAGUGAGAGUGAAAGCGAGAGAGCACCACCACUGACAGACCCCAAUGUAAAUGUAAAUGUAAAUGUAAAUCUCGGCCAAGGCCACGGCCCCAGGCUCCAGGUUAUAGCUCCAUCUUCAGAUGCAAUCGUGCAACCUGCAAUCUGCUGCCACCAACUACUCUAUGCUACCGAGGCACAUUUCCGUUGCAUUUACCACUUUCUCAGAACAGGAGACCGAACCAGAACUAGAGCCACUUUCCGACAUGCGAUGAAACUAUAUUUUUGAAACCUAUUUUUUGUAGCCUAAAUGUUUUGUUUUCAUUUUAAGUUUUAUAUAAUUUUUUUUUUAUAAUAAAUUUUUUUUAUUUUUAUAUAAUAUACACAAAAAAAAGAAGCCCUGCAUGUGUGCGUGGUGUGUGUUUUUUGGUUCCCAACUCUCUUUGUUAAAAGUAAUCGUUUGAUUCCUACAAAAUGAUUUCAACAAAACACACAACAAUUUCCAAUCGUCCUAUUUGCAUGUAAAACUAUUUUUUAUAAAACAAAACAAACAAAUCAAACAUCAACAAAAAAACACUUAAAACAAAUUAAU